Aspergillus sclerotioniger CBS 115572 is the source of this 1326-nucleotide messenger RNA. RefSeq names its product MFS general substrate transporter. Gene Ontology annotation, molecular function: transmembrane transporter activity. NCBI's taxonomy places the organism in Eukaryota, Fungi, Ascomycota, Eurotiomycetes, Eurotiales, Aspergillaceae. The record is from RefSeq and is a predicted model, not a curated record. Gene Ontology annotation, biological process: transmembrane transport. Bases 1 to 1326 code for a protein of 441 amino acids. The transcript is spliced from 3 exons.
AUGGAGGGACGUCUGCUUCUCUAUGUCUUGAGCUUCCUCUCGGCCAUGGAUACAGGUAUGAUCAAUGUCGCCCUUCCCACCAUUAUCACUAAGAUCGGGGGCUCGACUCAAUAUGUGUGGAUAGCCGACGCGUUCCAUGUUGCUGCCGCCGUGCUCCGUCCCUUUUACUCACAGCUCCUCCAAGUCUUCCCAAAGCGACACCUGCUGGUUGGCCUGAUAACGCUGUUCAUCGUGGGCAGUGGCAUGGCAGGCGCCGCCAGCAACGCAGCCCAGCUGAUCUUCGGACGCACUCUUCAAGGUUUGACCAUCGGAGCUAUCAGUGAGUCGUGGGUCAUGACCUACGGAAACCGCGAUAUUCGUCAAGAGCGCAAGAGACACGACCAUCCUGCAUCCUCCUUGAGCACAAUCGGAAUCAUCAUAAGCCCCAUCGUCGGGGGCGCUCUGGCCGGGAGCAGCUGGCGCUGGAUCUUUUAUUUCCACAUCCCCCUCAGCGGCCUUGCCCUCUUUGCCCUGAUGAUCUUGCCCUUUUUCCAUACCACCCCCAACCCCAACCCCAACCCUAACCCCAACCCCAACGAGACAUCCCUCACAUAUCCCGACUACCUUGGCACCCUCCUCCUCAUCGCGAGCACCAUCUGUCUGCUCCUAGGGGUUACCCGAGGUGGUGUCGACGACCAGCCGUGGUCUUCGUGGAAGACCAUUGUGCCGCUGGUGCUGGGCCCCGUCGGCUGGCUCGUCUUCCUCCUCCAGCAAAGACUCGUCUCUAAUCCGAGCAUCCCUCUGCGUCUCUUCGCCAACUCCUCCACGGGCAUCGUCUACCUGGUCACCUUCCUGUCCUCCAUCGUCGAUCAAGCCUUGUUGGCCUUCCUCCCAAUCUACUUCCAAGCCGUCCAGGGCACCACUGCCAUCCGUUCCGGUGUCUGCCUCCUGCCCUUAAUCCUCGCGACCGUUUUCAUCGUGAUGCCGGCCAUAUUGUGUUGGUUGUUCUUCGCAUAUCUCGAUUUACUCGGCGCACACCGACCCAUCCGGGCCUUUUCGUUCGCGCUGUCUGCACUUGCCUUCGGCCUUUUCACUCUCCUGAAUGAGACCUCUAGCACUGUUAAAUGGGUGCGGGAUCCGGAGAUGAGGGCCCAUUUGGCCAAGGGAGGAGCCUAUGCGUUUGCGAGUCAGAUGCAUGGUAUUAAAGAGUCCCUGAACCAGGGGGUGUGGGAAGAUAUCGUCGGGGUGUAUGUCAAGGGGUUGAGGAUGAUCUGGUGGGUUGGAUUGGGGAUCAGUUGUUUCGGAUGUUUUGCUGUGUGGAUGGAAAGGGAUGGUCUGCGCCAGUAA